Messenger RNA from Phycodurus eques (leafy seadragon), 832 nucleotides. RefSeq names its product microsomal glutathione S-transferase 3b (gene mgst3b). NCBI's taxonomy places the organism in Eukaryota, Metazoa, Chordata, Actinopteri, Syngnathiformes, Syngnathidae. Gene Ontology annotation, molecular function: glutathione peroxidase activity; glutathione transferase activity. The coding region runs from base 87 to 545 and encodes 152 amino acids. The record is from RefSeq and is a predicted model, not a curated record. Gene Ontology annotation, cellular component: endoplasmic reticulum; nuclear envelope; membrane. The transcript is spliced from 4 exons.
CACGAUCUGUUUUACACACUCGACUUAAAUAGCUGCGCGAUCGCGAUAUCUGAACCUCAAACUCCUUCGUCUCUCUGAACUCUCCAAUGCGACCUGGAAACGAACGUAACAAUUGGCCAGAGAUGGAUAUUCUGACUGUUUUGCCCUCCAAUUUUGGAUAUGUCAUAUUCACUUACCUAUACAGUUGGAUUAUGCUGUCUUAUUUAGCUGUAAAAGUUGGAGCAGCCCGGAAGAAGUAUGACGUUAAGUAUCCAACCAUGUACAGUGACAAGGCUCAAGUGUUCAACUGUAUCCAGAGAGCCCAUCAGAACACUCUUGAGGUGUAUCCUCAGUGGCUUGUUUUCCAGACCAUCGCAGCCCUCGUCUUUCCGUUAACAGCAUCAGUGCUGGGUGCCAUUUGGGUGACAAGCAGGCUUUCCUAUGCCUGGGGCUAUUACACUGGAGAUCCCGCUAAGAGAAUGAACGGUGCCUAUGGCUACAUUGGAUACCUUGGAGUUAUCUGUCUGUCCAUAUAUGUAGGCUUGCAAUUGCUUGGAGUUUUUUAAGAUCAUUUUCCGAAAAAAAAAAAAAAAAAGAUUGCGCUCAUCUUUUCCAGUAUGACUGAUAAUAUUACUCAAUUAUACAAAAUAGCAUGUUGCUUUGACAUGUAGCAGCCUCACCUUACUUUCCAGCAUUAAGCUAGUACAACUGAUACUGAAAAUACAUAUCAUAGUCUCAUGAAAAUACACUGUUUUGAUUUGGACUGACAACAUAAUUACUGUAGGUUUUAUCCAAGAUUCUUGCCUGUAUUUGACUAAUAAAUACAUCUUAAAAAAACGGCUGCCCUGUUGCU